This is a messenger RNA of Lathyrus oleraceus (garden pea), 438 nucleotides long. Its product is annotated as probable mannitol dehydrogenase 3. The transcript is spliced from 2 exons. The record is from RefSeq and is a predicted model, not a curated record. Bases 1 to 438 code for a protein of 145 amino acids. Lineage: Eukaryota; Viridiplantae; Streptophyta; Magnoliopsida; Fabales; Fabaceae. Gene Ontology annotation, molecular function: oxidoreductase activity, acting on the CH-OH group of donors, NAD or NADP as acceptor.
AUGCCAAGUUUGUCAUUUGUGUUGCAUGACAGGAGUUUGUACUCAGUGGCUUGCAUCAAUGUUGCUUUGCAGUUGGUGGAUUGGUUCCAUGUUGUUAAGUAUGCCAAAGCUUUUGUUUCUGCGAAUCAUCGAAUUGUGCCUCUAAUUGGAUUACCGAAGUCUCAUGGAAAACUUGUAAUGGUUGGUGCACCAGAUAAGCCUUUGGAGCUUCCUGUCUUUCCUUUACUUCAAGGCAGAAAGUUGGUUGCUGGAAGUGCGAUUGGAGGGUUGAAAGAGACUCAAGAGAUGAUUGAUUUUUCUGCUAAACACAAUAUAAAACCUGAAAUCGAAGUCAUUGAUAUGGAUUAUGUUAACACUGCAAUUGAGCGGCUCCUGAAAGCAGACGUCAAGUAUCGAUUUGUGAUUGAGAUUGGAAACUCUUUGAAACCAACUUCUUAA